AUGAGUACCGCCGCCCCUGGGCCGGCGCCAGCUGUGACAAAGCCUGGGAAAUGCCAGCGUAUCGUCUUCAUUGGUAGCACCAGAUACCUUGUCGAGCACAAAUGGAGAUUCGACGCUGCUCGCAACAAGGUGCGGUUGGAGACAAAGUUUGUGAAUAAGAAGAGCCCCAACAGGCCCUCGGAUAAGGAAACACGUUACGUCGAGAACACUGAAGAGGCUGCAAGCUCGGAAGCGUUAGAGAUGGCUGACAGAGUUCUGAAGAAGAAGCGAGAUGUGUUCCUGCGGGAGAACGGGGGGGACGCUGGUGGCAGCAGCAGCGGCAAGAAGAGGCGGAGGAACGCUGACGACGAACUAGCUGACCCAGUCAUCGUGGCUUUGCGGGGUGGCGGAAGGACUCGAUCUGGGGUGGAAACGGGCAAGCCAGAUGAACAAGAGGAUGCGGAAAGUUUCCUGGCUUUCUUGAACAGCAAGGAGUCAUCAAGCGACGCACUAGAAUUCUUGGCAUCUAAGGGUUUGGACGCUGCGAAGGAAGUCCGUCGCCGUAUUCGAGAGCUGGACGUUUUGGCAAGGGUCGGAGCUUCGUUGAAGAGAGCGAUUGAGCAGGCGCAGAAGCAACGAAGCACCAGCGACGGGCAUCGAACAUGGCAAACACUUCUCACUGCGGCGGCCUUCAUGGUCGAAGAUGAGGAGGGCUCGCAGCUAUCGGCCCAACGGACGGCCGCCGCGAUUAACGUCCGCAGACAGAGCUUUAACUUCGCGGUAGGCCGUGCCAAAAAGUUGAACCCCGAUGUCCGUCCGACCGAGGCGUUGAAGGACGGUGUCUACUGGUUCUCCCCCCGAGCCAAGAGGAGCGACGCAGCCAGCGAUGAACUGGUAUCGUUAAUGCGGCAAUACUGGCACACGGACGAGGUGUCGCGCGCGAGCGGCAACUCGGCCGACCGUGACAUGUGGAUUUCGUCCAAGUCCCCCAACGCUGAACGCCAUCCUAGGCGGCAGCUCAUCGAAGUGGGCGGGGGCGACGCGGUGUACGCGAAGUUCCUCAAGUGGGCGGACUACAGGAGCUUCAAGUCACGACAGGGGCCCGAAUUCACUGACCCCGGCCGCACGCUCUUCCUAUCGACGCGGUGCAAGUGCCUAACCCUUCCUGUCAUGGAACAGUGUGCGUGCAAGAUCCACUCGCAACAGGUGCUGUACAUCGAGGCGUUGGCGAACGUCGACAUGGCCAGCCACGGAGACUGCUCGUGCCGAUGGUGCACCGUGGACGGAGGCAGCAAAUGGCGGGAGACUUGGAAGCACCUAGGAACUUUCUCCGAUGCGAUCGCUUGCCCGAAGGUGAACUUGCGUGCAGAGGACCCGGAAGAUAAUGUUGGGUUCAUGGGGCGGAAACCGGAAUGUAGCGCCUUCAAGUGCAAGGAGUGUGGGUUCGGGGGGGCCAAGGGAAUCCCCACCUGCACCAGGCUGGAGACUUCUCAGAAGACGGUCGAGUGGAAGGAGUUCGAGGAUGUGAUCACGGUGCCUGCUUCGGCAGAUGGGAAGAUCAAAGCCAAGAAGCUCGCGAACCAGACCAUUCCCAAAGAGGGCAGGCUCUGCGACCUGUGGAAGGCCUUCAAACAGGACAGCAAGCUUUACAUGGCUCAUCACGCGACCGCCAAACACCACUUCGUGGGGGCCAACACUCCCAGGAACGACGCGCAAACCACGACGGAAGACCCCGAAGACAUCAAGCUGGCGCUGAAAAGGGAGGAGGGGGGUCGUUCGACGGGAGAAGAGGAGAGUCGAUUGGCGGGGCUUGGGGGGGUCAGAGUGAUGCAAGUUUCGGGAAGGUGGAAAGGGGUCGAGGGAAGCGGACCUGUCGAACCGAUGUCGGGCGAGGAGGUGGUUGUUGUGAGGAAGGAGACCCGGGUGCACAUGCUCAGAACCCGUUUGGCGUCGUGUUUUUGCUCGGCGUGCCAGCGUUUUCAGUACGAGGACUGCUACGUCAACCGGGCGUACCCGGACCUGGUUCCCCCAAUGAGGGAGGGUAAAGUGAAGGAAACGGUCAUCAUGGACACCGGAGUAGCGCUGGAAAGCGAAGGCAAAGCUGGCAUCACUUUCAGGUCCCGACAAAGCACGUGCAUGAAGUCGCGAGUUGACGAAUCGUUUCAAGGCCGUUGGAAGGUUCCGGCUGGUAACCUGGACGUGUCGUCGUUUGGAGGGAGACCAUUGCGUCCUGACGGCGUGGCACGGAUAAGGCAGAGCAUCAUGUCCAACGGCUGGGUUGACACACGUAUCAUCGCCUGCCGAGUUGCUGGUGACAAAAGUGUGUUGGACGAGGCCACGGCGAAGACAACGACCCUGAGAGUCAUAGAUGGGCGCCACAGAUGUGCAGCUCUUGUUGCAUUCAACGCCGCCAAGGAUUCAGGACAAGAGAUCUGCCCGCUCGUUGAUGUUCAUAGUGAAGUGGACGCCGAUACGGAGAGGUUGAUAGCUGCAAGUGCGCAGGGUAUCACCGAAGCAGUUGUCAAGACCACGUUAUUCGACCGGAUAGAUUCAACCAAGGCCGCUCGUAGCGGUGGUUCGCACGAAAAUGCCAAUCAGUCGGUUGCCAAUGCGAAAAAAGCCCCCAAGCAGGAAGGACUCGACGCUCUAGAGGACGUCACGGUGCUUCAGGGACGCCUAGCCGGACAUCGCGACCUCAACCCCUCACCGGACGGCCUGCAUUGUGAACGCGUUACACUGGAAGCCCUGCUUCGGCCCGAGUUCGCGGCAAUGCCGGGGGAAGAUCAAGCAGCGUACAUCUACCGCAUGGCCUCGUAA
This is a messenger RNA of Ectocarpus sp. CCAP 1310/34, 2796 nucleotides long. The record is from the annotation of a GenBank genome assembly. NCBI's taxonomy places the organism in Eukaryota, Phaeophyceae, Ectocarpales, Ectocarpaceae.